Molecule: messenger RNA, 877 nt
Organism: Populus euphratica (Euphrates poplar)
Lineage: Eukaryota; Viridiplantae; Streptophyta; Magnoliopsida; Malpighiales; Salicaceae
Product: vacuolar iron transporter homolog 4-like
Exons: 1
Coding region: 74-730 (218 amino acids)
Biological process (GO): intracellular manganese ion homeostasis
Molecular function (GO): manganese ion transmembrane transporter activity
Source: RefSeq, a predicted model, not a curated record
UCUCCAACCUUCUCCUCUUUCCUAUCUGAUUAUUCUACUAAAAUCUUCAUCAUUUUCAUUCUACUUUUCUUCCAUGGCUAGCAACCAAACAUCCCUCAAUGAUGCCAAAUUUGCUCUCCCUGCUAGUGAUGUUGAGCAACAAGCAGCUUUAGAGAUUGGAACCGAGGACUUUGACUACUCAAAACGAGCACAAUGGCUACGAGCUGCAGUGCUCGGAGCCAAUGAUGGUUUGGUCUCCACCGCAUCAUUGAUGAUGGGGGUGGGGGCCGUGAAACAAGACAUUAAGGCCAUGAUACUGACUGGGUUUGCCGGUUUGGUAGCUGGGGCUUGUAGCAUGGCAAUAGGUGAGUUUGUGUCUGUCCACUCACAACUAGAUAUUGAGUUGGCUCAAAUGACAAGAGACAGACAAAGAAAAGACACGGAAGAAAAAGAAGAGGGAGAGAAUGAGAGUUUGCCAAACCCAUUGCUGGCAGCUGCAGCUUCAGCUCUUGCCUUUUCAGUUGGUGCGUUAGUGCCAUUGCUAGCUGCUUCCUUCAUAAGGGAGUACAAGGUGAGGAUAGGAGUUGUGGUUGCGGCAGUAACAUUGGCUUUGAUGAUCUUCGGGUGGUUAGGGGCUGUGCUGGGCAAAGCACCGGCUGUUAAGUCAUCACUUAGGGUUUUGAUAGGAGGAUGGCUGGCUAUGGCCAUCACCUUUGGUCUAACCAAGUUGAUUGGAUCAAGUGGACUAUGAAUUUGCAACACACACUCCCUUGUCGUUUUUAUUUCUUUUUGUGAAAGUAAUUUUCUUAUGUUGUUUGUUAUUUUUGUUUUUUGUUUCAAAUAGAAAGGUGCGAACUCGAAACCUAUUAAGAAAAUAAAAAUAUGAAUAGCAAUUGAC